AGAGAGAGAGACUGGGUUUUUUGUCACUGAGUCUAAUUUUGCACACCGCCACGCUCAGUGUUCUGCUCUUCAUGUCUUAUUCAUGCUGAGGCCUGCAGCAGAGCUGCUGACAGGCUGCGGAGCGUUCGGCUUUAGCUCAAGUAAUCAGGGCCAACGAUUCUACGGAGAGAGAACGAGAGGGAGAGGGAGGGAGGCUCAGCACAAAUCCUGGUGUGUGUUUGAUUUAGCAUUCUGGUCUCACAUAUGCUGCUGUGUGUGUGCGUGUGUGUGUGUGUGUGUGUGUGCGUGUGCGCGCGUUAGUCUCGUCUCGGGACUUAAUCAGAGUCUUGGCUGACAGAGUAACUCGACGCCCGGGGCAGGGAUGUCCUCGCACUCCAGCACUAAAAGUUUCUUUCUCGUGGCUGUGAUGCAUCUGUGAUGCCUCCCUGCCCCGCGUGGAUUCUAACGGGAGGAGGUCACUUUACAUUUUUUAAAAUGCAGAAGACUGUUCAGAGGAUCCGCCUGGUUCUGUACAAAGGUAAAAAAGGAGGUAGCUCAGUUUACCUCAAAACUCAAAGCAACUACGGUGCCAACUGUCAUCACACUGUAUCCACGCCCCCCAACACAUCCGGUGCUUUUUGGUCUAUUUCACUGUAAAUGGACCAUAAUGUACAAAAUGAACAUCAUGUAUUGAAGACUUCAACCAUAAAUUUCUCAGGAAAAUUUUUGCCUAGUCAUUUCCAUUCUCGUCAUCAUCAGAGUAAUGAGGUAAAUUCACUCUGAUGUUGUUGUUGUUGCAUGUAACUGGAUAUCGUCGUGGACGGUGACAUCAGAGUCAGUCGUUAUUGUACGAAGGUGUCGAACAGGAGAAAUGUGAUACGUUUAAACCAUAAAGCAUAAAGCAUUCCUGGAGAAUUAGCACCUUCCUCCCCGAGCGAGUGCAGCGAGAGAGUGGAGCCGGGAGUAUUUUUAGAUGUUUAUGUUUAGAUUUGAGAAAGAACCUUGUGUGAUAUUUGUGAUUUGCGUCGGUGGAUAGGUUGGUUUUCUUCACCAGCACAGAUGAGACUCAGAUUCUGGCAGGGAAAAGGUGAGAAAACGAUUUGGCUCAAGAUGCACCUGAACCUGUUUGAUGUGCACUUAUUUCCGACAGUUUACUUUGACACCUCAUCUCUGAUCUUGUUGCGUGCCACCAAAAGAUCAUAAUCCUAAUCCUGUCUAAUUUCCUCUCUGUCAUGUUUCCAGUGCCGAUCAAAGUACAGUUAUAAAUACAGGUAACUAACGGCAAUGCAGCGUCUGCGAUAUUAAAUAAUACAGAACAAACACCUCUCCCCUUUCUCCCACUGUCUCAUCUUCCUCCCGUCCUCCUCCUGCUGCUCCGUUCUUUCAGCCCAAUUACACUCAGCUGAUCGCCAACUACAGUCGGCGCUCGGUAUAAAGCAGCGCUGGGAAUUUCUUGGCGAACCGUGACUCGGAUGCCACAGGCAGCCUGGUCGGGGUUCUGGAAGAGGCAUCGCUUUUGUAUUCGUUCCGUCGGCCGCAUUCUCUCUCAAACAGACAGACAGACACACCACCUAAGAGGGAUCAUCUGGAGAAACUAUUCAGAGUAUUAUUCCCACCAAGUUUGGUUAAAAUCUGUCAAUGCGUUGUUGAGUUAUUUUGUUCAGACAGGGUCAAUUAUAUGUUAUGGCGGUCGCUAAACCAGUUUGUGCGAUAAGGAAAAAAAAGCUUUAGACAACAAUGGAGCACGAGGGAUUUGGUUCCAUCGGGAUGUUGGACUCGCAUACCAAAGAGUUCUUCUGCUCUGCUGUUGUUCUACACACACACACAAACACACGCAAGCCACAUCAGUGUUACCACGACGACACCCUGGUGCUCCGUGAGUCAGAAGUAAUGGACGGUGAGUGGUGCUGAGGCAAGAGAUGAGAGGAGGAUGCCUGGAGGGAGAGUGGGAUAAAAGGAAGGAAGGGAGGGAUGGAGAGAAGAACGACAUCAUUGGGUGGAUGACUCUGUCACCCCAUUGGUUUAUUAGUUUUCUCUCUGGAUGUUUAUUUAUCAUCCUCUUCUUCCUCCUCUUCUUCCUCAUCCAUCCAUCCUUUUACCUCCUCUCCCACCCCCUCGCUCGCUGCCGUUCCUCCAUAAAGCCCCUUACAUUAUGUGGCAAGUGAGCGCACAAUACCUCCUGAGGCAUGAUGGGAAAUAUUUUUCAUAUAAAGGCGGAUGAAGCAGAUCAGCACAAAGUACACUCUCUCUCUCUCUGUGAUGGGUCGGGGAAAGGGGAGCGGCGGCUCGGUGUAGAGACGGUGAAGUUUUGUCCGGUUGAGGAUCGUCAGUGAUGGAGGCCGGAGAGGAAGUGCUGCGGGUGCUGGAGGUUUGUGAGGCCGGGGAGCAGAUACAGGAAGUGAUCGUCAGCCCCAUAGAAGAAGACUUUUUGACCAACUCACCUCCAGUGGCCAGCUGGGGACCAGGGGUCAAACCACCGAGCCAGGAUGACAACUGGGGCGAGACGACCACCGCCAUCACCGGCACGUCGGAGCACAGCCUCUCCCAGGAGGACAUCGUCCGCAUCACCAAAGACCUGGAGGACAGCGUGGGGCUGGACUGCCGCCGCUACCUGGCCCUGACGCUGGCCGUGAUCCUGGGGCUCCUGGUGUUCCUGACGCCGCUGGCCUUCCUGGUGCUCCCCCACCUGCUGUGGCCUGAGAAGCUGCAGAGCUGCGGCACGGCCUGCGAGGGCCUCUUCAUCUCCGUGGCCUUCAAGCUGCUCAUCCUGCUGCUGGCCGUGUGGGCGCUGUUCUUCAGGCCGCCGCGCGCCGGCCUCCCGCGCGUCUUUGUCUUCCGGGCGCUGCUCGCUGUGCUGGUGCUGCUCUUUGUGAUCUCCUAUUGGCUGUUCUACGGCGUGAGGAUACUUGACUCGCAGGACGAGAACUACCAGGGCAUCGUGCAGUACGCCGUGUCGCUGGUGGACGCGCUGCUCUUCAUCCACUACCUGGCCAUCGUCCUGCUGGAGCUGCGGCAGCUGCAGCCGAGCUUCUCCAUGUGCGUCACGCGCUCCACGGACGGCGAGACGAGGCAGUACAACCUGGGGCAGCUCAGUAUUCAGCGAGCAGCUCUGGCCAUCCUGGAACACUACUACUGCGACUUCUCCGUCCACAACCCGGCGCUGCUCUCCGCCUCCAAGUCCCGAGCCGCCAAGCACCUGGCCGGCCUCAAGGUCUACAACGUGGACGGUGAGUUCCCAGCAGCCCCCGAUGAGGGCCCGGGGAACAACGCCGCAGCAGCAGGUCUGGCUCACUCCCAAUCCAGAGCCAUGAUCGCGGCCGCCGCUCGCCGCCGAGACUCCAGCCACAACGAGCUGUACUACGAGGAGGCGGAGCACGAGCGGCGCGUCCGCAAACGCAGAGCGCGACUGGUGGUGGCAGUGGAGGAGGCGUUCACACACAUCAAGCGGAUGCAGGAGGACGAGCAGAAAAAGUCUCCGGGCGACGUGAUGGACCCGCGCGAGGCGGCGCAGGCCAUCUUCCCCUCCAUGGCCCGGGCGCUGCAGAAGUACCUGAGGACCACCAGACAGCAGCACUGCCACAGCAUGGAGAGCAUCCAGCAGCACCUGGCCUUCUGCAUCACCCACAGCAUGACGCCCAAGGCGUUUCUGGAGAGCUACCUGAGCCCGGGUCCGACCCUGCGCUACAGCCGCGACCACUGGCUGGCCCGUCAGUGGACGCUGGUCAGCGAGGCGUCGGUCACCAGCGGCCUGAAGGACGGCGGCGUCUUCCUGCUCAAGUGUGUGGACUUCAGCCUGGUGGUGACCUCCAGGAGGAUCCCCUACAUCCAGCUGUCGGAGGAAUACAUCGACCCCAAGUCCCACAAGUUUGUCCUGCGGCUACAGUCCGAAACCUCCGUGUAGGACGGGUUUUUUAUUUUGGGUUUGCAGUUUUUAUUUGUUACCUUUUUGGAAAUCUUUUAUAUAUUAUAUAUGAAUCUAUAUACAUCACACACACGUUUGAAUAUAUUGAUCUUUUUAUGUUUUGAUGAGAAGAAGAAAUCGCAGCAGGAUUAUGCUCACAGGAGUUUGGACGCUUCGGUGUGUGUGUGUGUGUGUGUGUGUGUGUGUGUGUGUGUGUGUGUGUGUGUGUGUGUGUGUGUGUGUGUGUGUGUGUGUGUGUGUGUGUGUGUGUGUGUGUGUGUGUGUGUGUGUGUGUGUGUGUGUGUGUGUGUGUCACAAUCACUUAUUUCCUUAGCGUCGGAGACGAUGGGAACAUUUUAGGAUUCUAACGUCUCACAGAGACUUUUCCUCUGAGAAUUGCGACGUUUGAAGUCUGACGGAAACUAGACGAACGUCUCGUCUGCGACAGUCGAAAGUUUUUUCAGGUUCCACAGAUUGAGGAUUUAAUGAUUUCUUCCUCUUGAAGGAAACAAAUUAAUCACAUUUGUCAAAAUAAAAGGAAUGAAAUUUCAAUCACAAUUUGCAUUAAAUGCAAAUUCAUGUAAGUUUGUAAAUGAAGAGAAAAAAAACUAAAAAGGUUUGAAUAUAUAAUCUCAUCCUGCUCAUAGAGGAAGUGCAACGGUUUUUACUUUCCUCAUCACUUCAGGACGUUGAACAUGUGAGGUGUUGAACUCCAUGUCGCACCUCGAGUUGGACGCGUUGUUUAGUUCUGCUGCGUGAUUUUUCUCCGGGUGCAACGGAGCAUCAUCAGGUCGGGAACAACACGCGCAUACUUUGUUAAACACGGGAGGAUCUCGCCUCACCGCUUCAGUCACCUCCUCACGGACGACACGACCUCCUUCCCAAAUGGACCGGCUGGUUUUCCUUUCCAACCUGUUAGACAAACAUGCUCACAGGGAAUCACUCUGUCGUAUUCUUCUUCUGAUCACUUUCACCCGAUGAAGCCAAUGCCACUGAAAUGACACGACAUAACUCAAAGUAAAGAGAAUCACUCUGAGCUCCUGAACAACUCACCCAAGAAGAGAAACAUGUGGCUGUGAGCAGGUCUUGUCCCCUACUGCCCCCUGGAGGGCAAACCUGGUGUUGUCACUCUGCCUGCGGGAAGCAGCCGCUGGUUUUUAAAAUGAUUCUCUGGAAAAAUUGGUGAAAAUGUAAGAAAAAAUGUUAAAGAAAGGUAAAAUGUCAUGGAUUCUCUCUUGGUCCAUGUUCCAUCCUUUGUCCAAGUUCACAGGUAAUCUGUUCAGGAGUUUCACCUGGAAAAAUCUGUAAAAUCAUAAUUUUUUACAUACCUGCAAAUAUGUUUUUUGACCUUCUCAUGUUUGACCUGCUGACAGAUAAACUUUGACCCCGUUGUGAUGGUGCCUCCUGUUUUUACACUGUACCUAUUUAUGUAAACACGCAUGUGUGUGUAUGUAUGUGUGUAUAUAUGUGUGUAUGCCAUUCCAGUUCACAUGACGAACCCCCCCCAUCACCUCCACCUGUCACGCUGUUGCCAGGUUACAGUCCUAUGUCAUGGUCUGGGUGACGGACAGCUUGAUGAUGAUCACGUGACGUUGCAGAUGUAAGACACGUUUCAGUUUCACAAUAUUAACAUUUGUUUAAAAAAAACAACAACAAAAAACAAAGGAAAAUAAAACAUUUUUUAAUGAACAUUUGUAAAA
Scophthalmus maximus (turbot) is the source of this 5580-nucleotide messenger RNA. RefSeq names its product vang-like protein 1. Gene Ontology annotation, biological process: multicellular organism development. Lineage: Eukaryota; Metazoa; Chordata; Actinopteri; Pleuronectiformes; Scophthalmidae. The transcript is spliced from 7 exons. The record is from RefSeq and is a predicted model, not a curated record. Bases 2312 to 3880 code for a protein of 522 amino acids. Gene Ontology annotation, cellular component: plasma membrane.